Perca flavescens (yellow perch) is the source of this 5292-nucleotide messenger RNA. It is a transcript of the gene taf2, whose product is annotated as TAF2 RNA polymerase II, TATA box binding protein (TBP)-associated factor. The record is from RefSeq and is a predicted model, not a curated record. NCBI's taxonomy places the organism in Eukaryota, Metazoa, Chordata, Actinopteri, Perciformes, Percidae. Gene Ontology annotation, cellular component: transcription factor TFIID complex. Bases 332 to 3973 code for a protein of 1213 amino acids. Gene Ontology annotation, molecular function: transcription cis-regulatory region binding; RNA polymerase II general transcription initiation factor activity; chromatin binding. The transcript is spliced from 28 exons. Gene Ontology annotation, biological process: transcription initiation at RNA polymerase II promoter.
GCUGCACACACUCGAGCCGCCACCAUAAUGCUGUCAACAGCCAGAUAGUGAGGAAAAAUUUGGAUGUUUUGAUCCCCGGCGACCACAGCAAUCAUUAUACGGAACUAUUCUCACGCCAUACAACACCGACUGCUGGCCAUGGCGACUAAUAUUUAUGGAUAAGUCCACUGCGGCUGCAUUAAAAACACUGUACAGCAAUCUGUGGGGAUACAAACCGAACACAGAGAGCCUAACCGUAUAGCGGAUAGUCAGCCCAACACGGCUGCAGGGAAGAAGGAAACAUCACGGGCAUGUUGGAACUUCAGUCAAGACACAACUGCAAGACACGAAGAUGAACAGGAAGAAAGAUAAAGGAUUUGAGAGCCCGCGCCCCUUUAAAUUGACCCACCAGGUGGUGUGCAUCAACAACAUCAACUUCCAGAGGAAGUCCGUCAUUGGCUAUGUCGAGCUGACCAUUUUCCCCACAGUGGUCAACCUGAACAGGAUCAAGCUUAACAGUAAACAGUGCCGCAUCUACAGGGUCCGCGUCAAUGAACUGGAAGCCCCAUUCAUUUACAAUGACCCGACACUGGAGGUGUGCCACCAUGAGUCCAAGCAGAGGAACCUCAACUAUUUCUCCAGUGCGUACACCGCAGCAGUGAGUGCUGUGGACCCUGACGCAGGACACGGGGAGCUGGUCAUCAAAGUUCCCCCUGAACUCUGGAAACAAGGAGAUGAUUUAAAAGUUUUGAAGGUGUACAUAGAGUUUUCCCUGGACCAGCCGAAGGGAGGUCUCCACUUUGUUGUUCCUGAUGUGGAAGGCAGCAUGGCGGAGCGAGGAGCUCAUGUGUUCUCCUUUGGAUACCAGAACUCAACCAGGUUCUGGUUCCCCUGCGUCGACUCCUACUCGGAGCUGUGCACCUGGAAGCUGGAGUUCACCGUGGAUGCUUCCAUGGUGGCUGUGUCCUGUGGCGAUCUGGUGGAGACUAUCUACACCCAUGACAUGAGAAAGAAGACUUACCACUAUGUCCUCCCCAUCCCCACCGCGGCCCCCAACAUCUCCCUGGCUGUGGGGCCCUUUGAAAUCCUUGUAGACCCCUACAUGCAUGAGGUGACCCAUUUCUGCCUGCCACAACUGCUGCCACUGCUCAAACACUCCAUGUCCUACCUACAUGAGAUUUUUGAGUUCUACGAGGAGAUUCUGACAUGCCGCUACCCUUAUUCCUGCUUCAAGACUGUGUUUGUGGACGAGGCCUAUGUACAGCUGUCUUCCUAUGCUUCCAUGAGUAUUUUCAGUACCAACCUGCUCCACAGCGCCACGAUCAUCGACCAGACGCCGCUGACACGCCGCUGCCUGGCCCAGGCCUUGGCUCAGCAGUUCUUUGGCUGUUUCAUCUCCAGGAUGUCAUGGGCUGAUGAGUGGGUGUUGAAGGGAAUCUCAGGCUACAUCUACGGCCUCUACCUAAAGAAGACCUUUGGAGUCAAUGAGUACCGGCACUGGAUCAAAGAGGAGUUGGACAAGAUUGUGGAAUACGAACUGAAGAUGGGAGGGGUUCUGUUGCACCCAACCUUCAUCGGAGGCAAAGAGAAGGACAAUCCAACUCCCCACCUUCACUUCUCCAUCAAGCACCCCCACACCUUGUCCUGGGAGUACUUCAAGAUGUUCCAGUGUAAGGCCCAUCUGGUGAUGAGGCUGAUAGAAAACAGGAUCAGCAUGGAGUUCAUGUUGCAGGUUUUCAACAAGCUUCUGAGCCUGGCUAGCACAGCCUCAUCCCAGAAGUACCAGAGUCACAUGUGGAGCCAGAUGCUUCUGUCUACUCACGCCUUUCUCAAAUCCAUCUCCAACGUCUCGGGCAAAGACAUAGGCCCCCUCAUCAAACAAUGGGUAGACCAAAGUUCUGUGGUGAAGUUCUUUGGCAGUUUUGCCUUUAACAGGAAGAGGAACGUUCUCGAGCUGGAGAUCCGUCAGGACUACACAUCAUCUGGAACUCAGAAAUAUGUGGGUCCAAUCAAAGUGACCGUGCAGGAGCUGGAUGGAUCCUUCAACCACACGCUGCAGAUCGAGGAGAACAGCCUCAAACAUGACAUCCCCUGUCAUUCCAAGAGCAGACGAAACAAGAAAAAGAAGAUCCCUCUGAUGAAUGGAGAAGAAGUUGACAUGGAUUUAUCAGCCAUGGAUGCUGACUCUCCUCUCCUCUGGAUCCGGAUUGACCCAGACAUGUCCAUUCUGAGGAAGGUGGAGUUUGAGCAGGCGGACUUCAUGUGGCAGUAUCAGCUGCGCUAUGAGAGGGAUGUCGUUGCACAGGAGGAGGCCAUCUCAGCAUUGGAGAAGUUCCCAACUCCUGCCUCCAGACUGGCUCUGACAGACAUCCUAGAGCAAGAACAGUGUUUCUACAAAGUCCGCAUGCAGGCCUGCUUCUGUUUGGCCAAGAUAGCCAACUCCAUGGUGAGCACGUGGCAGGGCCCGCCGGCUAUGAAGUCCCUGUUCACCCGAAUGUUCUGCUGUAAGAGCUGCCCCAACAUCGUCAAGACCAACAACUUCAUCAGCUUCCAGAGUUACUUCCUGCAGAAGACGAUGCCCGUUGCCAUGGCGCUACUUAGAGAUGUCCAGAACCUCUGUCCCAAAGAUGUCCUCAACUUCAUCCUUGACCUCAUCAAGUACAACGACAACAGAAAAAACAAAUUUUCUGAUAACUACUACCGUGCCGAUCUGAUUGAAGCACUGACCAACUCUCUGACCCCCGCCAUCAGCAUCAGCAACGAGGUGCGCACAGUGGACAACUUGAACGCUGACGUCCGUCUCAUCUUGGAGGAGAUCACACGCUUUCUCAACAUGGAGAAACUGCUGCCGAGCUUCAGAAACACCAUCACUGUCCGUUGUCUGAGUGCGAUCCGUCAGCUUCAGAGGAACGGCCAUAUUCCCAGUGACGCGUCACUCUUCAAGUCCUACGCCGAGUACGGACACUUUGUGGACGUGCGCGUCGCUGCACUGGAGGCUCUGGUGGACUAUACUAGAGUUGAAAGAAGCUCAGCGGAGCUGCAGUGGCUGCUCAACAUGGUCCAGAAUGAUCCAGCUCAUUAUGUCAGACAUAAGAUCCUGGGUAUGCUCAGUAAGAAUCCACCUUUCACCAAGACAACAGACUCAGCUCUGUGUAACGAAGCUCUGGUCGACCAGCUCUGGAAACUAAUGAACUCAGGUACCUCCCACGACUGGCGGCUGCGCUGUGAUGCCGUGAACCUCUACUACACUUUGUUCGGUUUGACUCGACCCUCCUGCCUUCCGCUGCCAGAACUGGGCCUCGUGCUCAACCUGAAGGAGAAAAAAGCUGUCCUGAACCCCACCAUCAAGCCUGAGCUGGAGGUCGGCCCCGUUGUGGACACCCCUGCCAGUAUCGGCAUCCAUGGCGUGGGCAUGUGCUACACGGCUGUGGAUGAGGAGCCAGAUCCUAUUUCAUUAGGGGUGUGUGGGGUGGGCCAGCCCCCUCAGGGCCUGAAGAGGAAGGCUGAGACCCCGCUGGGCUCCCCCCCAGAGCCAGGACAGGUGCUGCAGCAACAGGACGAUGAUGCAAGAGGAGGCCACUUCAAGAUCCGGUUCAACACAAUGGAAGAGGAAGACAUUGAUAUGGAGACGGUUCAUGAUAGUCAGGCUUUCAUUCACCAACAUCUCCAUCUGUUAGAGAGACCCUCUACACCAGGUAAAGAGCCGCCGUCAGUGGAACAGUCCAUGCUCUCCAUGCCGGCCACACCCGUGCCGGCCUUCUCCAAAGAGACGUCCUCUUUGUCCUCCAAACACGGCGGGGAACACGGCCACCACCACCACCACCACCACCACGAGCACAAGAAGAAGAAGAAGAAGCACAAGCACAAGCACAAGCACAAGCACAAACACGAAAGCAAGGACAAGGAGAAGGACCGAGAGAGGGACAACUCGCACGCCUACAGCAACAGCCCGGCCAGCGGCAGGUCCCUGCGCUCGCCCUCUCUGUCCGACUAAACAUCCAACCUCUAUUGGACACCAAACGACUGAUCCAUUCAUCCAGACAAUAAUCCACAGAUGAAUCGACUAUGAAAAGAAUCUGUAGUUGCAGCUCUACGUGUCAUACAGGAAGACUCGAGUGUUGAAGAAAGGGAUGCUGUUCCAAGUGUAAUCCUCAGAUAACCGGCAGCACAGAAUCCCUCAGCACGUCCAUGUUGGCUUGAGAGAGGAAGCAGAAGUUUGAAGUGAGGCUGCCGCGUCAUUAAGGUAAACCCUCCGGAGGCAUCACACCACUCACUUUGUGGACUUUUUGACACUGCUUCCAAUCUGUCUGAGGCAUGCAACCACGUGCACCUCUCUCCACAAACAGGCCAAUAAAACUCAUACCCCCCCCCACUACCAAAGACACCACUCUGGUGUGCCUCAUCCCCACAGCUCAAUGCCAACAUUCAGUGAGUGGCUUCGAAGGGGAAACAUGAUGAUGGCGGCGGUGGUGGUGGUGUGGAUUAAACCAUUCUGUCUGGACUGAGACUCUGCUGUUUUCACAUCCUGCAAAUUACAUUUCUCCAUUUGCAUCCAGAUGAAAAAAAGAGGAAUUUCCAGUUAGAUGUUUACUGUACAAUUGAAAACUCAAGUAAUACUAGUGUUUUUCUUUUUUAAAUAUAUAUUUUUUCUGUUUUUUUAAGUGUCACUGAUGAUGAAAGAUACUUUUGUAUUCAUGAAUGUUUUAACUAGAUUGAAUCCAGCUUCACAAAGGCAUUUAUGGCUGGUUUACUCUGGCACUGUUUCUUAGUUUUGAUUAGGUGGUUUUAAACAAUGAACAGAACAUGCAGAAUUCAAUAUUCUUCAUUUAGAGAACCUGAAGACUAUCAAAACUGUGAUUCCACAUGUUAAAAAAAAACGGUUUUCUCAUUUAAACAGCCUCCUAAAUGAAUCUUGCCUUGUCUAUUUACAAUAACAUUCAUGUAAAGAUUCUUGCCAUAGUCCCUGUCAGCAUUUAUUCCCAGUUAGUGCUUGUGAAUGCUCCUGGGAACCCUUUUAUCCAGUGUGUUAUGGAGUUCCCCCUGAUGCUUGUGAAUUCCCUUCUUGGGAUUAGAAACUGUUUAAAAUGGUGUUUAAAAUACAGUCCACCAGUUUACUUAAACACAAUAAUCUACUGAAAUCUGAGACAAUAUUAGAUUUACCAAAUGUACAGUAGAUUUAGGGUAGAUUUCACAAGCUUUAUGCAAAAUUAAGGAUGCUUAGUUUAGGAACCUGAGCCUAAUAAUUCCUACAUUGUAAUUUUGUUUAUCAUUUCUGGAUUUAAUUAUGUUUAAAAUAAACUGAAAAAAAUUCUC